Amphimedon queenslandica is the source of this 333-nucleotide messenger RNA. RefSeq lists its product as uncharacterized. NCBI's taxonomy places the organism in Eukaryota, Metazoa, Porifera, Demospongiae, Haplosclerida, Niphatidae. The transcript is spliced from 3 exons. The annotation marks the transcript as partial. The record is from RefSeq and is a predicted model, not a curated record.
GUAAAGAAAUUAAUGAAAAGUUACCUAAUGUUGCAACAACCAACUGAUGAUCAAAUGAUGACUUAUGCAAUAUCAGUUGCUACGCUACUUGCUACAGCUAGAGGAAAAUCUAGGCCACUCUUAUUUAUGACUAUCCAGGGUGAGAACAUUGAUAUGGAUGAAGCAUUAUGCAAGAUACAACAUAGCCAUCCCCAUAUACUUGGCUUUGGUAGUGAUCUUUCUAAUAUGGUGGAGUUUAGAGUGGUCAUUGAGAAAAAAAAUGUUAUGAGAACAUUGAUAUGGAUGAAGCAUUAUGCAAGAUACAACAUAGCCAUCCCCAUAUACUUGGCUUUG